Messenger RNA from Zophobas morio, 2059 nucleotides. RefSeq lists its product as uncharacterized. Lineage: Eukaryota; Metazoa; Arthropoda; Insecta; Coleoptera; Tenebrionidae. The transcript has 2 exons. The record is from RefSeq and is a predicted model, not a curated record. Bases 149 to 2038 code for a protein of 629 amino acids.
UCGUCACGGAAAUUAAGUGACGUUUUCUUUUUGGCGUUCGGCUAGAUAAAUUCCAAGCAAAAUUCUGAAUAUGUAGCAAUGAAAGCUGUUCAAAUUCACGUCGUUAAGUGUUGGUGUUCAAUGUUUUGCGUCGUUUCGUCUGGUCGAGAUGGGAGAGGAUGUGGAGCUUUGUCUGGAGGUCCAAGUGGACCCUGCUUCCAAGAAGAUAUUGUCUAACCCUGAAAGAUGUCGUUCGGCUUUGUUGGAUGUGACCGUGGUCAAGCCCAAGGAGUUCGAGGCGUUCGGUACCCAUAGGACGAACACGCUACGAGCGGACGAAGUACGCAAGUUGAUUUCUUCGAUGGAGAAACAAAGAAGGAAGAAGCAGAAGGUCAUGGAUAAGUUGAAGGACGACGAUACUAUUAUCAAGAUACGCAAACACGACGAGUUUAGCAAUCAUCGUCAACCCUUCAGGAAACAGUUUCCUAAAUAUAGGGACCGGAUUUCCCCCACGGCUCCGGUAGAUGAUUUGGAACGAAAAGACUUCAUAGGGAUCGCUGAGUCUGUGGAACCUCUAUUUUGCGAAAUCCGAAGAUCGUUGAAGAACGUGGAAACCAGAAUCACGGAUAUGCAAGACAUCAAUCUGGUGAUUAGUCAGACGACGUUUGACGCUACAGCUUCGGAAGAAUACAUGUACUCGAGAAGGAAGAAACCGAGUCGAUUGAGUCCACAAACUAGUCAAAUACCACAUAGAGUGAGUCCAGCGGUAUACCGAAUGGAGGCACCGCACGACCUCAGGUCCCUUAUCCUCUCCAAGAACCGAGACAACGUUCUAGGAAAAGGCGAUAAAGUCGAAGGGAGGUGUCUAUGCGAAAACUGUGGCAUCGUCGGGUUACUCAUGGAAUGCCAAAAGCACCCCCUCCUCAACGAACUAAGCGAAUCGCCAUCCCCGUCCCAACACUCUUCCUUCUUCACCAGAAAAAAACGCACCAAAGUCGACGUUGCCAAUGUCGAAAACUGGAAACCUAAAGCCGACGAAUCAGCCUACAUCAAACACCUCUCCAACCGUGUGAAGCUCCUAGAGGAACGACUCGCAGCUCAGGAAGAACGCGUCGUCCCGAAAGACUACUUCAAAAAAAUUAUAACCAAAAUGGUCACAAACUUCUCCCCGAAAAUCUUCAAAUCCAGAAGCGACAUUUCCAUGCCUUGUCGCGACAAAAAGAAACCCCAAAAACCACCUAGUCCCAAACCUAUCGAAAAAACCCGUCACUUAAGCAAGAGCAUCCAGUGCUGCAACACCAACGUAACCUACCGCCGCAGACUCACCAAGAACGACAAAUCCACCCUCACCGACGACCACAUAGCCUACGGGGGCUACGUCUGGAAAUGGGGCGAAGAAGUCCUCAGACCCGGCGCCGACCUCAAAAACCGCAUCGUCACUCUUCUGACCGACAUCCUCAGCAAGCUCGCCCUCAGCGACAAAAGCUCGGCCGAAACCACCAAGCUCAAGGGGUCGGUCAAAAGCGAAAAGUACGACACCGAGCACCUGAAGAAGUUCAUGAAGCGCAUGAACACCAAGGUGUUUAACGCGCAGAUCGACCCCAAGGCGAAAUUUUUGACUGACGAUUACCCCAAGCGCGAGAAAGUUAGCUUCGGGCCGGUGCUUCCGGAGUUUGCGCAGAAGAGUGGCGAGAAGGUUAAAUCGCAUCAAAGGAGGGAGGAGAAGAAGAAUAUUGAUGUGUCGUACGUGAAUCCGAAGUUGUCGUCGUGGAGGAAGGAGUCGGCGCACCAUAAUGUCGAACCAGGAGAGGCUUUAGGGAAGCAAGAGUUUUUGAAGAUCGUGUCGAAGGCGAAGCAGAAUCAGAAGGACGUUUUGUGGAAGAAUAUAUGGAACCAGGCGAAGGCGAACGGACAGACGAAGAGCGACAAGAUUACUAUCAAGAUACCUUGUCAGGGGGGGAAAGAGGGGCAGAAGUUCUUUGAAACAGAGAUCACGAUUGGAGAAGUUGAGGAACUUUUAAAGGGGCUGCAGGGGUGUGAAGUCUGUAAAAAUUGGUAAUAAAGGUAGUUUUGAGAGUUU